CGCUCAUUUCAAUUUUCCUCAAUGAAUGAAAAUUUUUCACGGCAAAGUGUUUUUUCGGUCGGUUCGUUUCGUUGUUUCAUGCUUGCUACGCGGUCGUCGCUGCGUCCGCAUUGGUGUUUUGUGUGCCCCCCGUUUUACGCGACCCAAAGGCCUGCCUGCCACAAAAAAAAGUUGUAAAUCCACCAAAUAGCUAAUGUAUAUACAUACUUAAAUUUCUAUUGCAUGUGCACCAGCAGGAGCAGCGGCUUUUAGAGAGAGUUAAAUAAUUUGUGAAAAGUGCUUGUGAUUUUAUCGUGUAUAUAAUAACAAAAAUAAAAAUAGUCUAUGCCUUUUGCAUAACAAAAACAACGCCAGCAGAAAGAGCACGGGAAAAUACAUAGAAGGAAAGAGCCAGAGAAAAGAAAACGAGUGACAAAAAACACGCACACACAUCAACCAACCAACCAACACACACACAAAGACACCCAGGAGACGGUGGGACGCCUACGUCAAUAAGUAAAAACGGACCAAUAUCGUGAAGACGGAAGGAUGCAGCAGCAGUCCUCGAUGAGGCAGUGGUUGUUGUUGGUGUUGUUGUUGCAGCAACACUGAAGACACACACAUACACACACAGACACACACGCAUAGAACACUAGCCUACAUGUUGCACAUGUUGCAGCUACGAAAAUGCUCAGCGCUGCCAAUGCAACAGCCACACAUGCAGCAGGAGCAGGAGCAGCAGCAGCAGCAGCAGCGAUUGCCGCAACCGAUACUUAUGUCAUAACAAACAAGAAACAACAACAGCAGCAGCAACAGCAACAUUUUGUUGUUGCCACCAACAAAAUGUUGAUACCUGCCACAGGAGCAACAACAACAGGAACAACCACAUCCACAACAGCAGCAGCAGCAGAAACAACGCAACAUCAGCAACAACAGCAACAGCAACAUGUACUGUUUCAGCCGCACUUACAUGCAACUGCAACAACAUCCACACCUCAGCAACAGCAACAGGCACCACCUCAGCCGCGCCAACAUCCCAAGAAGCGAAAAUUUGAUCCAGCAGAGCUGGACAAGGCCGAACAGCAUCCCCAGCAGCAGCAGCAGCAGCAUCUUGUGACGCUGCAGAAGCAGCAUAAAUCGGCUGAAACCAAUGGCAGCAGCGAGACGACCAAUGGCAAUGCUGCAACAUUGCAACAGCAGCAGCAGCAACAACAGCAGCAGCUACAUCGCAUGAUUGUGAAUCCUUCGCCAUUGAAUUGCGGUGCAGGCGCCAGCGAUAUCAAGCUGCAACAGCAACAGCAGCAGCAGCAGCAGCAACCACAAUCCUUACUCGAUCUCAGCGAGUGGAACAAUACCCGUGUCCUAGCCAAAAUCCAUAAUCAUUAUGCCCCAGGGAUUAUACGACAAGUGCAGGAGGCACAACCCGAUUCAAUACUCGUGGAAUUCGAUUCCACCGAACUGGGACUGCUCCUCUAUCCGGAUGUGUUCCACAAUGGACGAUAUCAUGUGAUACUCGAUGCCAGUCCACCCAUGGCAGAUAUCACGCUGGAUGCCCGGGUCUGUGUGCGACAGCGUGUGGAGGGACGCAGCUCUGGUAGCUUCGUCUAUGUGGAGGGCAUCAUCACGGACAUCAAUCAGGCCACAAAGCAAUACAGUGUCCAAUUGUUUGGUGAUGAUUCGGCCCCCACAAAGGUUGUGCGUCGCGCUGAUCUCCGUCUGCUGCAGCCGCCCUGGUGGGAUGAGCUCAGCGAACUGUCACCCCCCUCGGGUGCAACAGCGACGACAAGUGGCAAGCGGAAGACGUCGACAGCAGUGGCAGAGGCCAUGCCCGUGCCCAGUGGCAACAUAGUGUACCCAAAGGUGGGCGCAGGAACGCAACUCACUUUUGUGGCCACACGGUAUGAUGGCAAGCUGCCCACAGCACCGCCCACACCCACGUCCAGCUCCCAGCAGCAGCAGCAGCAGCCGCAUCCGAAACAAGAAGAGUAUUACCGGACGACGGCAACGUCACCGUUCCAGAGCGGAGUGGUGCCAGCGGCGCGACCGCCCUUGGGGCUGGGAGGCCAUGUGGAACAGACGAGCGCCACGGGGCCGACGGCGGUGCAGGUGAACGGCCUGCCGGACAUAGUGAUCUCUCCGGGAAGCAAUGGGCAGCAGCACCUGAAAACCCAACAGCAGCAGCAGCAGCAGCAGCAAGCGUCGCGUAGCUACGACGACUACGAAUCGGAUGACGAGCUGAAUGUGGUGGGCAUUGGGUAUUCGCCGGCUGCCGGUGACCUGGACACGGAGAAGAUGAGCGCCUGCAGCAAACGGAGCAGCAUGCAGAGCCGCGGCAGUACGUCCAGUCUAUUCGAUCAGAGGCUCACACCACGAUCUCAUCCAGCAACUCCAAGAUCUCAGGCUACUACGCCGCAUCGCUUCAAGAAGGGCGACAUCGUGGAAUCGGAGUCCGGCGUGCGCAAGAAGUACAAUGGGAAGCAGUGGCGUCGCCUCUGUAUGCUCUGCACGAAGGAAUCUCAGAGGAGGGGCUUCUGUUCGAGGCAUUUAAAUCAGAAGGGUAACAAUGCCCUGCCCUCGUCCACGGGUCCGAAUCGCCUACUGAGUGAUAGUCGUUCGAGCAGCAAGACACAGAUCGAUGAGGACACCUCACGAGACUCGGAGACAUCGCCCAACUAUCGGGUCAAGGGUCGCUACGAUCAGGAGGACACCGAUGCGGCCGCCGUGCUAGUAUCCCUGAGCAGUUCACGCUCGGCCACGCCAUCGUAUACAUCACCCGUGAAUCAUGCCGGCGCCUCGCCGCUAAAUGCCAUCGCCCACUCGCCGGUCAAUGUGUCCUCGAACCACCACAGGCAGAACUUUUUCACGCCCAUUGCUGCCACCAAUCAAUCGCAGCAGCAGCAGCAACAACAACAACAACAACCUGCCGCCGUGACAUCUGUGGCAUCGAUUGGCCCUUUGGAUACGGGAAAAUGGAAGACUACACCCAGUCCGGUCCUGUACAAUGCCAACAACAACAGCAGCAGCAGCAACAACAACAACAACAACAACAAUGGCUGGGAGGGGAACAGCAACAACAGUGGAGCAUCUGGAAAUGGAACAGGAGGAGGAGCAGGAGGAACACAGCCACUGCCAAUGCCACCACAAACAACGCCCGUGUCUCUGGUUAUGCAUGCCCCACCGCCGCAGCAGCAGCAACAGCACCAGCAGCAUCAACAUCAACAACCACCUGCCGCACACCUCAAUGCACUGCCAGGACCUGGAGCGCCGCCCAGCAGUGUGGGGCAUGCCACCAGCGUGAUACGCAUCUCCAGCAGCCAGCAACAGCAGCAGCAGCAGCAGCAGCAGCAGCAGCAACAACAGCAUCCCCACCCUCACGUGGUUGUGUCGCAGAAUCAAACGUUUCAUCCCGUGAUUGUAGAUGCCACGCAGCUGACAGUGACGUCCAUGCCGGUGCAGUCCAUUAUGCAGCAGCAGCAGCAACAGCAACAACAGCAGGUGCCGCACACUUCGGUUUCAUUUCAUCAGCCCAACACGCCUACCAACACCACCUCUGUGGCAGUCACGUCGAUAGUGCAUGGCCACGGACACGGACACGGGCAGGAGAAGGUGUUGCCAAAAAACGGCUACAAUGCGCCUAGCCAUCCCUGGUACAAGAUUCUGCCACAAAUGCCACCCAUGACCAAGGCGCCACAAGGUCCGGCCACACCAACAACGACAACGACCGCCAGCAACUACAGCGUGGUCAUGAUGCAUCAACAGCAGCAGCAACAACAGCAGCAGCCAUCGCCUCUGCAGAGCCCACUCGGAGGAGUUGCUGUCCAGCAGCAGCAGCAACAGCAGCAGACGUCUCUGAAUCACAACAACAACCAUAUGAUCGUGCCCAAUCCCUUGUCAUCGCCCGGAAAGCCGCUCAACUGCUCCAUGAACGAUGCCAAAGUGGCAGCAGCUGCUGCAGCAGCAGCCGCCGCGGCAGUAACCCAUCAGCAGGUGGCGGAGGAGCAGGAUGAUCAGCUGGACGAUGAUGUGUUUGAAUCCACUCCAACGCCCACUCCGGCCACAACCAAUGGAAAGAAGCAGACGGCAGCCAUGAGGCUGCAAACGUACACCAGCAACAGCAACAUCCGCAAGCUGGAGGAGUGCCAUGACGACGGGGCCAAUGGAGGAGCACCCAUCACGUCGGCUGCCAAGCGUCGGAGUCAAUCCCUGAGCGCCUUGCAGCAGCAGCAGCAGCAGGCAGCGCAACAGCAGCAGCAGCAGCAGCAGGCGGCAGCAGCAGCAGCGGCAGGGGGAGCAGCGGCCGGGCAGCCAGUGGCAGCAAACAAGAAGAUACGCAGGCCGAUGAAUGCGUUCAUGAUCUUCUCGAAGAAGCAUCGCAAGAUGGUCCACAAGAAGCAUCCAAAUCAGGACAAUCGAACGGUCAGCAAGAUCCUCGGGGAAUGGUGGUAUGCCCUGAAGCCGGAGCAGAAGGCCCAGUACCAUGAGCUGGCGACCGUCGUCAAGGAUGAGCAUUUUAAGCAGCAUCCCGAAUGGAAAUGGUGCAACAAGGAUCGCCGCAAGUCCUCCACCUCGACGGCUGCUGGCAAGGCAGGAGGAGCAGCUGGUGCUGCGGCUGCCGCAGGCGACGCCAAAUCGCGCCUGGCCUCGGUGGAUGGCUCCGAUUCGCUGGAGCACGACAUGUGCCCCAAUACGCCGGGCGGUCAGGGCCACUCCGAACACCAGGGCGACAUCAUCCCACUGACGAUUGACAACUACAACAGCGCCUGUGAUGAAGCGCCCACCACGAUCUCUGGCAAGGGAGGAAAACUCCUCAAGAAUGAACUGCACUCGGAUGAGGAUGAGCAAAUGCUGUUGACGGAGGAGCCACCCUCCAAGAAGCUCGAUCUGCAGUGCCGCGAACGUGUGAACGAUUCGGACAUGGACGAUGCCCCCUACGAUUACCGCAAGCAGCAGCAGCAAGAAAAAGUUCAGCGCUCGCAGGAUGAUCAUGCGGUUGGUGCCAAUGGCCAGGCCAUGACUGCACCGCCAACCACCGGUGGGGAUCGCGAGAUUACGCUCAAGCCAAAGGCAAUCAAGGCCCAUCCGGUGCUGGAGAGCACCAUGCUGCCAUAUCCCCAGAUGUCGAUCUAUACACAGUACACUAGUCCCAAGAAUCCAAUCGGUGUAACACCAUUCCAACCCACAGGCGGCGCCUUCAAGUCUAUGCCUAUCAGCCCCAAGGGCUGCAGCAGCAAAGCCGAUGAGGCAGCCACACUGCAGCCACAUAUCAAGCAGGAGGACAUUAAACAGGAGCCACCAUCGCCAUAUAAACUGAACGGUGGCUCGGUCUCGGCAUCAGGUGUGGUCAGCAGUGCACCACCGCCCAAUAGUGGCGGCAGUGGUGUGGGAGCCAUCUUCAAUUUCAAUGUGCCAACAGCGACGGCCCUCAGCCAGAAGCAGUUCCAGUAUCCGAUGCAUCACUCGCAUCGCAGUCCCACGGAUCUGAGAGCCGCCCAUCAGGCAUGUGUGCCCUCAUCGCCGGCGGCCAUGAGUCUGGGACAUGCCGCCAAUAUGGCCACACCACCGGCCUCCGCACCAGCACAGAUAAUGGGAGCAGGUCCGGCGCCAGGCCAAAAGAUGUUCUUUGCCAUGACAAGUCAGUACCCCUUGCUGCCGCGAUCCCAUCAACCGGGUACACCUUCGCUGGAGCAUCUGCAGCUGGAGGCCUUUGCGGGCAGCUAUAUAUUCAAGAAUCACAACGGACUGCCGCCACCAGUUAGCGCUCAACCGACAAUGCUGCUCCAUGGGUAUACGCCCAGUCACAGCGCAGAGCCGCCAGCGAGUUCGCCCUCGUACAAGUCGAUGCCCUCCACCCCGAAGUCGGCGACAUAUCACAUGAGUGCACCGCCAGAGCGUGCCAGCCAUGAAGGAGGAGGAGCGACGGCUGGAGGCGAUGAGAGCGACAUGGAUGCAGAUGGCCAGCAGUUUGUAUUGGCCCCAACGCCAGCACAAUUGGGACGAGCACCGCUGCAGCGGCGCAAGAAUUUAUCUCAAAGCAAAUCGGAGAGCAAUGUUUCGUUUGGAGCGAAUCUGGGUGCCAGCAACGGGGGACAGCACAUCAGUCGAAAGUUGCACUCACCCACAACGAUGGAUGUCUCGUCGCCCAUCAUUGGCCAUGUGAAUAGUUCCAGCCUCAGCUCGGCACUGCCCACGCCCACCUCCUCGACGACGACACCCAAUAGCGAUGAGCAACUGCCUCUGACGCCCACAACGAGCAACAGCAACAGUCAGCCCAAGUCUCCGUUGAAGGGAGUCUCGGCUGGAGCUGCAGCAACAGCGGCAGCGGUGGCCCACAAAAAGAAGAACGAUGAAUUGAAUAACAGUGUACUCAAGCAGGUGGACUUUGAGAAGAAAUACAAGGCACUGCCGCAGUUCCAGCCAGAGGAUUGCCAGUCGCCCAGUGCCAUAGCUGUGCCGUCCUCGCCGCGAGUUUACGGAACCAACUACCGCAAGAAGAACACAGCACCAGUGCCAGUGCAGAAGCUAAUUUGCGAAGAUGAUUCCAUUGAUGAGCCCGCAUCGGCACCGCCAACCACAACGCAGCGCUUCUUUGGGCCCGACUUUAACAACGAGCUGAAGGAUCAAUGUUUCGCAGAACUGGAAAGCACGGAUCAGACGGGACGUUCGCCACGGACGCCCAAGACGCCGCUGCAGAGUGCAAGAUCGGAUGCCAGCGAGAAGGGGCAUCGCAAGGUGUUGGAAACGCGUCGCAAUUUGGUCAUGCAGUUGUUUAACGUACACGGCAACUUCCCAACAGCACAGGCCACAAUCGCCUUUCAGACCAAGCACAUUGAUGUGUUUCCGCGCAAACAGGAUCUGCAGCUGAAGAUACGCGAAGUGCGACAAAAGUUGCUGGGACAGGCAUCCUGCACACCGCACUCGGCCGGCCCCAAUACACCGUCCGACUCGAAUUCGUCGUCUACACUGAGCGCCAAUAGUGCACACACCAAUAUUGCGACACCGAAUGCGGCAGGUGUGAAUCCUCAACAGAAGGAGCAGCAGCAGGACUUGGAACAGCAUCCUCAGAGCAAGGCAAAUGAAACGUAGAAGAAUGGAAGGAAGGAGGAAGGAAGCACAGGAUACGACAACCGAUUGUUUGCUGCCAAAAGUGACAACAUUACUUAACGAUAGAGUAAACUCAACGAAAGCAGCAGAAACAGCAACAGCAACAGCAGCAACGCACACUCACAAAAAGGAAGAGAAAAAAUCCAGCAGCAGCAGAUACAGAUACACAUAAACAUACAGCUCAUGCAUGAGAUGCAUAUGGAUGUUUAACUAGUUUUUAUUCAAACAAAAAAAAAGAAAAUAGAGAGAAAAAAUUACAAAUUUUUAAUUACAAUAGGCAUACAAUACGAGUAAUACAAUACAAUACAAUAUACAAUAUGUACACCAAGCAACAAAGAUAUCGCGAUAGGAGAAAGCCCGAUUACGAAUGAAUUUAUUAAGCAGCUUAAUAAAUCGGAAGAUCAUAGAGGAGAAGGAUGGAUGCGUGGAUAGUAGAGGGACAUUUUUGAAUAAUUGGAACUUUUGAAGCACAUUUGAAGUACAUGCAUACCACAUACAGAAUAAAAGAAUUGAGUAGUAGAGAGCAUAAAUACAUAAUGGAACGAUUGUAUAAUCCCCCGCUUAAAACAAUUAGGUUGAUAAUUUACAGAAAGAACUGCAAGGAGGAGACGGAGGAGAUUGAAGUAGCUUUAACCUUAAAUUGCACAUUAAUUUUUGAAGUGUAUUUAGCACAAGUAAAAAGAAGGCAAAGAAUUGUAUAAAACAAAAACAAAAAACAAAAAAACCUUGAAAAGAACACGUAGUUGUAUUGUAUAUUUAGUCAUAAAAUUUAUAACAUAAAAGAACAAAUCUACGCAAAAAAACAAAACAAAACACAAACACACUUCCACACAUCAAAAUGCUUUUAAAAUGUUUGAUUUCUGUUCUUAAACCUUUAAACCCCAUUUUAAAUUGUAUGUACAUUUUCUAAUUUAAAUUGGCUUUUUACACAUGUUGUCUUAUUGAAUUAUAAUUUAUAUAGUAUAUAAACAUUAUAUGCAUAUAUUUUUAAUAUUAUUUUAGCAUAGAGUAGACCUGUUUUUAAAUUGUACACACCGAGAAAUAAAAUAAUUAUACAUACAAUACAAUUUAUUACACAAGAACGAAAAAUGAAGGAAUAGAAACGAA
Messenger RNA from Drosophila subobscura, 8187 nucleotides. It is a transcript of the gene cic, whose product is annotated as putative transcription factor capicua. The transcript has 19 exons. Gene Ontology annotation, molecular function: DNA-binding transcription factor activity, RNA polymerase II-specific; RNA polymerase II transcription regulatory region sequence-specific DNA binding. Gene Ontology annotation, cellular component: nucleus. Gene Ontology annotation, biological process: regulation of transcription by RNA polymerase II. NCBI's taxonomy places the organism in Eukaryota, Metazoa, Arthropoda, Insecta, Diptera, Drosophilidae. The record is from RefSeq and is a predicted model, not a curated record. The coding region runs from base 667 to 7062 and encodes 2131 amino acids.